This is a messenger RNA of Opisthorchis viverrini, 183 nucleotides long. RefSeq lists its product as hypothetical. The record is from RefSeq and is a predicted model, not a curated record. The transcript has 2 exons. Bases 1 to 183 code for a protein of 60 amino acids. NCBI's taxonomy places the organism in Eukaryota, Metazoa, Platyhelminthes, Trematoda, Opisthorchiida, Opisthorchiidae.
AUGGUUGCCUCACUUAGCCUACAUGAAGCAGGCAGUUGUAUGAAGUCACUUGACGAAGGCCGCCUUCCUUCUGCUUGGAAGGAAGCGAUUGUCACGCCUAUCUACAAAGCCGGCUUUACAUGUUUGCGAAUCACAUAUCCGUGUUCUAUUAUUUACGAUUCCAAGCAUUUCAGUAUUCACUAA